AGCCUCCGAGUGACAAGCUGUUUGGUUUUAAUCCUCCACAUUCCUUGCUGUACUAUAACCCCUUUGGCCGGAUGGGGCUAUCCUCCCCGCUGCUGCUGAUGUCAGACCUACGCUCCCUUUCCCACUUAGCCCGGGCAGGAGCGUACUGCAGGCUGCAGCCGGGACUCUCCAGCCCAAGUCCAGGUGGAUACAAACUCCCAGGCACGCACCGAGCCCCGGGGAGGGAGAAGGGGGGAGGAGGAGGCGUGGAAAAAAAAAAAGGCAGCUCCUUCCCGCCCUCCCCUUCUCCAGAAACAGCGGUUGGGGGAACCUAGGAGCAAAGCAAUGCUAAGCGGGGAUUGUUCCUCCUUUCAACCCCGGCGUUAGCUAAACCGGGAGUUGCCUGGGGUGGGGGGGACGGGGACUGGAAAUCUUGUUUACCGCCCGAGGAGAAAAAUAUAUCAAGCCUUUGUCUGGUGAAGUCAGCAUCUCUCUCCUUUCUCUUCAGCUGCAAUGGGCUCCUGGUGACAUUAACAUUUGGAAAGACUGGGGAAAAGGGGUGGGGGGCGGGAGGAGGUGAAUUGGUGGAUUUUGUUUUUGGAAGGGGAGGGGGGGAGCUUUGUGCAUUAAUUUAAAUUAGAAAAUUUUGUAUUUCCUUCCCCCUCCUCCCCGGGUGUCGGGCAGGUCUUGAUCUCAAUCGCCCCCUUUUACAGCCCUGGCUGCUAAUCCCGAGCUAUUUCGAGCGGGUCUCCCCUCCCUUUGCGAUUUUGGCCACAUCGCGUUGUGAGAGUGUGGGGGGGAACCUCUUAGAGGGGAAAAAAGGGAGGGGGAAACCCACGAACCCAAACCUUGACUUGCUCUCCGCGUGAGGAGGAAGGAAGCAGAAGCAGCAGCAAUAGCAGCAGCAGCAGCUCCGAACGGUCGGGGGGGGGGGUGUUGUUUUCUGCUCCGGGCAGCGCUUGGGUGUCUGUAUGCUAGCACUCGGUCUCGCCCGUGUUUGAGAAAGCUGGUUUGCCUGGGGGGCUGCCCCCCCCAGUGCCUGCUUCGGGGGGCCUGCCUCGCCUCGGAGAGGGUGCAGAUAGAACUCGAACUCGCCCGCCCGGCGAGGUUCUUCUGAGGUUCGCUGCUCUGCACCAACCCCCGGGACAGCAAGAAUAUGCUCUUGAAGGAGUACCGGAUAUGCAUGCCUCUGACCGUGGACGAGUACAAGAUAGGACAACUGUACAUGAUCAGCAAACAUAGCCAUGAGCAGAGUGAUCGCGGCGAAGGGGUAGAGGUUGUCCAGAAUGAGCCCUUUGAAGAUCCUAACCAUGGCAAUGGGCAGUUCACAGAGAAGCGAGUGUAUCUCAACAGCAAAUUGCCUAGCUGGGCUAGAGCUGUUGUUCCCAAGAUAUUUUAUGUUACAGAGAAGGCUUGGAACUAUUACCCUUACACAAUUACAGAAUACACAUGCUCAUUUUUGCCAAAAUUCUCCAUUCACAUAGAAACUAAGUAUGAGGACAACAAAGGAAGCAACAAUAGCAUUUUUGACAGUGAAGCCAAAGAUGUAGAACGAGAAGUUUGUUUUAUUGAUAUUGCCUGCGAUGAAAUUCCUGAGCGCUACUAUAAAGAAUCCGAGGAUCCUAAACAUUUUAAAUCAGAGAAAACAGGGAGAGGACAUUUAAGGGAAGGCUGGAGAGAUAGUCACCAACCCAUCAUGUGCUCCUACAAAUUGGUGACUGUGAAAUUCGAAGUCUGGGGACUUCAGACCAGAGUAGAACAAUUUGUACACAAGGUGGUCCGAGAUAUCCUGCUGAUUGGGCACAGACAGGCUUUUGCAUGGGUUGACGAGUGGUAUGACAUGACAAUGGAUGAAGUCCGAGAGUUUGAAAGAGCAACUCAGGAAGCCACCAACAAGAAAAUUGGAGUUUUCCCACCUUCAAUUUCGAUCUCCAGCAUUUCCCUGCUGCCUUCUGCAAUCCGCACUGCUCCUUCUAGUGCUCCGUCUACACCUCUCUCCACAGACCCUCCAGAAUUCUUAGCAGUUCCCAAAGAUCGACCUCGAAAAAAAUCUGCCCCAGAAACUCUCACUCUUCCAGACCCUGAGAAAAAAUCUACACUGGAUUUACCUGGUGUACAUUCUGCAGACAAGCCAUGUCAGUCCCAAGAGUAACAAUGAAUAAAAUUUCAUGGUUUUU
Phascolarctos cinereus (koala) is the source of this 2156-nucleotide messenger RNA. RefSeq names its product phosphatidylinositol transfer protein cytoplasmic 1 (gene PITPNC1). NCBI's taxonomy places the organism in Eukaryota, Metazoa, Chordata, Mammalia, Diprotodontia, Phascolarctidae. Gene Ontology annotation, molecular function: phosphatidylinositol transfer activity; phosphatidylinositol binding. Gene Ontology annotation, cellular component: cytoplasm. Gene Ontology annotation, biological process: phospholipid transport. The record is from RefSeq and is a predicted model, not a curated record.